AUGUACAGCUACGACAAGUACCCUCUUCGGGGGGCCUCGCGGGGCCCCCGGGGCAGCCGCAGGCAGCAGCAGCAGCAGCAGCAGCAGCAGCAGCAGCAGCAGCCAUUCCCUGUUGACAGAAUCGACGUGAGGGCUUUCAUAGAAAAGGCGAAACAAAUAGAGCCAGUUCUUAGCGAGUCUUUGGUGCCGCAAAUCAGCGAGUGGUAUGCUUCCACUCGUUUUGACGAGCAGCAGGAAGAAAGGCUUUUUGGCUCUUUGCCUUCUUACACAACAGCAAGGGCUCUUUUGGCUUUGCUGCGCCUUUCCCAGGCGCUGGCGCGGCUGCGGCUGUCGCCGCUGGUGGAGGCCGGGGACUUCGAAGAAGCGCUGCGGCUGAUGGAAGCUUCGAAGGCUUCCGUGAGAGCAGCAGAAGAAAACAGAAAACUCAAAAAGAGAGACUCCGUCUCCCAGGCGGACGCGGAGCCGGCUGAUAGAGGAGCAGGGCCACCGGUGGGACGGCAGGCGCUGCAGCAGUACGAAGAGUUGCUGCUGCUGGCCUUCAACGCAGACCGCAGCAAAGUGGCUUUCGUCGAGGAAGCCAGGGAGCACAGCGACGCAGACAUCCCUGUCGACAGCUAG
Messenger RNA from Eimeria necatrix, 618 nucleotides. Its product is annotated as DNA replication licensing factor, putative. Gene Ontology annotation, cellular component: nucleus; MCM complex. The transcript is spliced from 6 exons. Gene Ontology annotation, molecular function: single-stranded DNA helicase activity; ATP binding; single-stranded DNA binding. The record is from RefSeq and is a predicted model, not a curated record. NCBI's taxonomy places the organism in Eukaryota, Apicomplexa, Conoidasida, Eucoccidiorida, Eimeriidae. Bases 1 to 618 code for a protein of 205 amino acids. Gene Ontology annotation, biological process: double-strand break repair via break-induced replication; DNA replication initiation; DNA strand elongation involved in DNA replication.